CCAGUGCCAUGGGCUACGUGUCCUUCGUGAAGAGAACUCGAGUGCUGCUCUGCAUCCAGAACCAGCUGGCACGAGAGUGCCUGGCUGAGCUGCUGGCUGUCUUCAUGCUCAUUCUGAUCACGCUGGGCGGUGCAGCACAGAUGGUCACCAGCUCCGGGACCAAAGGGAACAUCAUCACCUCCUCGCUGGCGGGCGCGCUGGCCGUCAUGGUGGCCAUCUACACAGCGGGGGGGGUCUCUGGGGCUCACCUGAACCCGGCUUUCUCCCUCUCCAUGUCCCUGCUGGGGCAGCUCCCGUGGUGGAAGUUCCCCAUCUUUGUGGCCGUGCAGACCUUCGGGUCCUUCAUCGCCGCCGCCACCGUCUACGCUCUGUAUUACGAUGCCAUCUGGUCCUACAGCAACGGGACCCUCACCACCUCUGGGCCACGGGAGACGGCCUCCAUCUUCGCCACGUACCCCGCUGAGCACCUCUCCCUUCCCAAUGGCUUCCUGGACCAGGUUCUGGGCACGGCGGUGCUGAUCGUGGGCAUCUUGGCCAUCACCGACACCCGCAACCGCGCCGUGCCGCGAGGCCUGGAGCCGCUGGCCGUGGCGCUGCUGGUGCUCGCCAUCGAGGUUUCCAUGGGCUCCAACUGCGGCAGCCCCAUGAACCCAGCGCGGGACUUCGGCCCGCGGCUCUUCACGUUGGCAGCAGGAUGGGGCACCGAGGUGUUCAGCAGGGGCAGCGCGUGGUGGUGGGUGCCGGUGGUGGCCCCGCUGGUGGGGGCCGCGCUGGGCACUGGGCUCUAUCAGCUCUUCGUGGCCUUCCACCACCCCGAGGAGGAAGAGGAGGACGGCGGGCGAGCACGCAGGCAGACCAAGCACUGACAGCCCCGAGUGCUGGGGAUGAGUCCAUUAAAGAGCCGAGCCGCGGCUGCCGCGUGUCCGUGCCGUGGGGCGGCGGGGCUGGGAGGGGGGGCUGGGGGCUGCUCCCCAACGCCUGAACGUCUUUAUCAAUGAUACCAACGAGGGAAUCGGGUGCACCCUCAGCAAGUUUGCUGAUGACACCGAGCUGAGAGGUGCGGGUGACACGGUGGAAGGAAGGGCUGCCAUGCAGAGGGGCCUUGGGAGGCUGGAAAGGUGGGACUGGGUGAACCUGAUGAGGUUCAGCAUGGCGAAGUUUGGCAGGAAGAAUCCCAGGCACUGAUACAGGCUGGAAGGAGCAGCCAUGGAGAGCAGCCCUGCAGAGAAGGACCUGGGGGAACUGAGGGGUGGAAAGCUGAACGUGAGGCAGCAGGGCGUGAUUGCAGCUGGGAAAGCAAAUGGG
Phasianus colchicus (ring-necked pheasant) is the source of this 1305-nucleotide messenger RNA. RefSeq names its product aquaporin 10 (gene AQP10). Gene Ontology annotation, biological process: water transport; glycerol transmembrane transport. The record is from RefSeq and is a predicted model, not a curated record. Gene Ontology annotation, molecular function: urea transmembrane transporter activity; water channel activity; glycerol channel activity. Lineage: Eukaryota; Metazoa; Chordata; Aves; Galliformes; Phasianidae. Gene Ontology annotation, cellular component: basolateral plasma membrane; plasma membrane.